AUGAAUGAAGUAGAUUAUGUAAGAAAUGUUACAUAUAAAUCCCUGAUCAGGGCCUCUCCAUGCUACUCUGAUACAGUACUUCUACUACUAUAAAUACACAACUUUGUUUAAUUUAAACAUUAACAAGUAAGACAAAUCAGCAGUUGCAGCAGAAAUCUUACAAGAAAUGGAAAUAAGAGAAAAAAUGUUGAAAUGUCUGGUGUUUGGAGUUGGAUAUUUAUUCUUCUUUGUUCAUGGUGAUUUCACGGAGAUAGUGAAUGUGUGUUGUCUAGCAGGUACAAAUUGGGCCAGCAAUAAUGAUCGUUGUGAUACCAUCUCGGGAGAGAUUCCAGAAAUUGAUGCUAAAGAACAGUUCCUGUGUCAACAAGUGCGUGAAGUCUGCUGUAUAAAAUCUAAACAGGACCUUAUGUGUACCAAAGGUAUGGAGAAUGGUUUAGAGGAAGGAGGUAGAUGUGCUGUAAGAGAUGACCUACUAGGUGCUGUAACAUAUAAGGAAUGCUGUUCAUGUUGUCAAAUGGGUUUGGCAGUAAGGCGUAUGGGAAUGUCUUGUACUUCACCAUCAAUUGGUAACCCUUGUGAUAUGAAGUUUCUGCAGUGUUGUCGUGGAUAUGAUCGUGAUCGCUCAGAUAGAGAUGAUUCAGAUGAAGACAAAGAGGGGAAUAAUAUAAAUGAAUGUGAGUUGUUUGGAGGAGAACAGCUUUGUAGUCAGAUCUGUGUAGAUACACCAGGUUCCUAUAAAUGUCAGUGUCAUAGUGGUUAUAGAUUAGCAUCGGAUGAACGCACAUGCUACAGAGAUGAUUGUUCCAGAGGCUAUGCAUUUAAUACUGUGACAGGAAAAUGUGAAGAUAUAGACGAGUGUGUUAUUGGCACUCAUGAUUGCAAUAAGCCAAAUGAACUAUGCCGAAAUGUCCGUGGCAGUUUUACAUGUCAAUGUGAGGAUGGCUUUUAUAGAAACCGGACAACCAUAAAUUGUGAAGAUAUAGAUGAGUGUGCGAGGAGAACUGACACGUGUACGGCGUCACAAAGAUGUGAGAACACCGCUGGUUCCUAUUCUUGUCGUCGUAUCACACCAUGUGGAACUGGCUGGACUUUGGAUGAAAAAUCACAAGAAUGUGUUGAUCAGGAUGAAUGCACACUGGGUACACACAACUGUGGGACAAGUUAUGAGUGUUACAACAUCGAGGGCUCAUUUAGAUGUAAUCCUAAACGAUGUCCAGAAGGUUCGAGGUACAAUUCAGCCACAAACCGAUGUGAAAGGUUCACUUGUGCACGCGGCAUGAAACCAGACAUGAGUGGUCUAUGUGUUGAUAUAAAUGAGUGUAAUGCAGGAGUUAGCCCAUGUAGAAAUUUCCAGUCAUGUCAGAACACGUAUGGAUCCUAUAGAUGUAUUGAUUCUGUAGCGUGUGGACCAGGUUUUCAAGUUGAUGUAGAUGGGCAGACAUGUAUAGAUAUAGAUGAAUGUCGAGAGGGGACACAUGACUGUGGAGGUGAUGCCCAGUGUAUAAAUCAUCGUGGAAGUUAUAUCUGUUCAUGUCCACAGGGAUACAGGCGUGGUAGAAACGGUGUCUGUGAAGAUAAAAAUGAAUGUCAGUAUGGGAAUGUGUGUCCAAGCAAUGCAAAAUGUGAAAAUACACCAGGCAGUUUUAGAUGUCUUUGUGACCCAGGAUUUGAGCAGUCUGGCUCUCAGAGAUGUAGAGAUAUCAAUGAAUGUGAGGAUCGUUCAAUAUGUACACAAGGUUGUAAUAACUUGAUUGGUUCAUAUGUCUGUACCUGUGAAACAGGAUAUAAGUUGGCUGCAGAUGGGAGAACUUGUAUUGAUAUUGAUGAGUGUAGAUUGUACAAUGGACCAGGAGUAUGUGCAGGUAAUUGUGUCAAUACACCAGGAUCUUACAUGUGUUCUUGUCCGAAUGGCUGGAGGAUUAUGGGUAAUGGGCGGUCAUGUGGAGAUAUAGACGAGUGCCAGGAAGGUACAGACAGAUGUGGCAGUGACCAAGAUGUCAUGUGCUUCAACACUAGAGGUAGUCAUAGAUGUCCGAGAGUCACAUGUCCCUCCGGAUUCUCAAGAUCAGAUCUAGGUCCUCGAAGAAACAGCGACGUACAAGUGGAAUCUGAUUCGAUUCUAUGUAAAAAGUUCUGCCCACGGUAUGAUAUCAACUGUCAGCACAACGAAACAACCUCCGUGUCCUACCAGUUCUUCUCAUUACCGUCUAUAGCUAAGGUGGAUCAGCCGGCAGUCCUGCUCAACAUAACAGCACAAGGAUUUAUCCUGGUACCUCAGAUGUAUCUCCAUAUUGUUUCUGGGAACGAUGGAAAAUUGUUUGAUACAGUCGUGGAAGGAGAAACAGCCAUGUUUCGUCUUGUGAAACCUCUGAUUGGACCAGAUGAUAUCCGUGUAAUGAUUAGAUUAGAAAACAGAAGUUAUAUUGGCAACAAGUUACUAUCAGCGCAUAAUGCACACUUACGGAUUUUUGUAUCUAGAUAUAAAUACUAAAAUUUCAUUGUAUUACCAAGUCAAUCAAUGUGUUCAACAUGGGUUGAAAAAGAACAAUUUCUUUGAAUUAAAAACAUUUUAUGAUAAUUGUGUACAUUAAGCGUAAAUAGACAUCUAGAAAUCCUUUGUUAAAAAUAAGACACAACUUAAGAAAACUAUGUGCUCAUAGACUUGCACGUGAAAAUACUUUAAUUAAUAAAAAGUGUAUCGCUCCUUAAAUUAGUUGACCUUUAUGCUGUAAUUACAUAAAACAAAAACAACAACAAAACAAACAAACGCAAAUAUUUUUUUUUACAUUGGAUAUAUUCUAGUGAUUCAAACAUUGUCUUAUCCUUCGGGUACAAUGAGGUUUUCGUGAAGUGAAAUCCCGUGAUUAUUCGAAAAAUGUCGAUAUUUAACAAGAAAAUAUUUUCACACUAGAAUGAGGAAGCGAUAUAGUUAUGGAAGAAACUACUUGAAUCGUCUUUUCUAUUUGUUAUAUUGUGUAUGUUCAAACGCAGAUCAACGCAGAUCACAAAGUUAUGCGGUAUCGCGUAAUCAAUCUGAUCUACGUACAUUAUGUGUAGGCAAUCCGAAUCUAAGGCAGUCCGAAUCACAUCAUUUUAUUUCUUUUUAAUUCAACGAUAUGCUUGGACAGACAAAUCAAUUUUUAAAAAAAAGCACAUGUAUGUAGGGAAUUAUAUGUUUUGAGUGAACCAGAAUAACUUACAUG
Molecule: messenger RNA, 3203 nt
Organism: Ruditapes philippinarum (Manila clam)
Lineage: Eukaryota; Metazoa; Mollusca; Bivalvia; Venerida; Veneridae
Product: fibulin-1-like
Exons: 17
Coding region: 167-2491 (774 amino acids)
Cellular component (GO): extracellular region
Molecular function (GO): calcium ion binding
Source: RefSeq, a predicted model, not a curated record